Periophthalmus magnuspinnatus is the source of this 627-nucleotide messenger RNA. Its product is annotated as pro-neuregulin-4, membrane-bound isoform-like. The transcript is spliced from 5 exons. The record is from RefSeq and is a predicted model, not a curated record. NCBI's taxonomy places the organism in Eukaryota, Metazoa, Chordata, Actinopteri, Gobiiformes, Gobiidae. The coding region runs from base 92 to 511 and encodes 139 amino acids. Gene Ontology annotation, biological process: positive regulation of mitotic nuclear division; positive regulation of cell population proliferation; epidermal growth factor receptor signaling pathway.
CUUCCACUUCCACCAGGAGCUGGUUUGUUUGUGCAGGUCUGAGUUCUUGUUGUGUUGAUGUUUUGAUUCAGCCAAAGCCCAAAGAAAGCUGAUGAUGGCAGAGCACGGGAGCACGUGCAGUGGGCAGGAGGCAACUUUCUGCAUGAACGGAGGCACCUGCUAUAAACUCCCCGCCAUGAACUCACUCUCGUGUGUGUGUAAGCACAUGUACACAGGGGGGCGCUGCGAGACGCUCAGCCUGUUCACCAGCGCUCAAAGCGGACACAACUCCGGGCUCAUCGCAGCUGUCGUCAUCAUCGCCAUCCUCAUCGCCGUGGCGGUGGCGGUCCUUAUCUAUUACAUCAUCAAGAGUAAGAAGAGCCAACGGAGCAAAAGUGGGGGCGUCAGAUCGAACAAAUGCAGCAGAGCAGCAGUGACCGGCGGCGGUGCUGGACAGUCACGAGAGCGUGACGACGGGUCAGAUGUUGGACUCUGCACUGUGUGGACGAGACACACACAAUUUAACGUCUGACCUGUGCCGGACGCUCCGGGGCUCCGGUGUCACACGAGGAACAUUUCAAUGUUUCACCUGGAAUGUUUUUUUAUAAACAUCAUGAAUUUAUUUCUAUAACCACAAAUCUGCAUUUG